CAACGAGGACCGCGGCAUCCAGCGCCUAGAAGCCAUGCUUUUCGCCGUCGAUGAAAUCAAUCGAGACCCUGCGCUGCUACCUGGCGUGGCACUAGGCGUGCACAUCCUGGACACCUGCUCACGCGACACUUACGCACUGGAGCAAGCGCUGGAGUUCGUCAGGGCCUCACUCACCAAGGUGGACGACACAGAGUUCAUCUGUCCCGAUGGCUCGUACGCGCUGCAGGACAACAGCCCACUGGCCAUUGCCGGAGUCAUCGGGGGCUCUUACAGCAGUGUCUCAAUACAGGUUGCCAACUUGCUGAGACUGUUUCAGAUCCCUCAGAUCAGCUAUGCCUCCACAAGUGCUAAACUCAGCGACAAGUCCAGGUAUGACUACUUUGCCAGGACAGUCCCGCCUGACUUCUAUCAGGCUAAGGCUAUGGCAGAAAUCCUGCGCUUCUUCAACUGGACAUACGUAUCUACUGUGGCAUCCGAGGGAGACUAUGGAGAGACGGGAAUUGAGGCCUUUGAGCAAGAGGCCCGGCUGCGCAACAUCUGCAUUGCCACAUCCGAGAAGGUGGGCCGCUCCAACGCCAAGAAGUCAUACGAUGCAGUCAUCCGGCAACUGCAACAGAAACCCAACGCCCGUGUGGCUGUGCUCUUUAUGCGCAGUGAUGAUGCCCGCGAGCUGCUGGCUGCUGCCAAUCGUCUCAACGCAUCCUUCACCUGGAUAGCCAGCGAUGGCUGGGGAGCACAGGAGAGCAUUGUCAAGGGCAACGAGAUAGUGGCUGAUGGUGCAAUCACCCUGGAGCUGGCUGCCCACCCUGUGAGGGAGUUCAAUCGCUACUUCCAGCGCCUUGACCCGGCCAAGAACAGGCGCAACCCCUGGUUCAGGGACUUCUGGGAGCAGAAGUUUCAAUGUUCCCUAAGCGGGGAUGGCCUACGGAUACCAUGCGUGAAGCACCUGGCUAUUGACCGCACAAACUUUGAGCCAGAGUCAAAGAUCAUGUUUGUGGUGAAUGCGGUCUAUGCCUUAGCUCAUGCCUUGCACCAGAUGCAGCGGACAUUAUGCUCCAACACCACGCGCCUUUGUGAUGCUAUGAAGCCUCUGGAUGGUAGGAAACUCUACAGGGACUACCUGCUCAACGUCAGUUUCAAAGCUCCUUUCUCUCCUGGGUUUGACAACAUUGUGAAGUUUGACUCCUACGGUGACGGAAUGGGUCGCUACAACAUCUUCAAUUAUCAGCAGGGAGUGGACAAGUACAGCUACGUACAGGUGGGCGAGUGGGCGGAGACACUGACCCUCAACGACGAUCUGAUUCGGUGGCCUCGGCUCUUGGUGCCCACCUCCCAGUGCAGCGACCCUUGUGCCCGCAAUGAGAUGAAGAAGAUGCAAGCGGGUGAGUUCUGCUGCUGGAUCUGUACGCCCUGCGAGCCCUACGAGUACUUGGCGGACGAGUUCACCUGCGUGCCUUGUGGGCUUGGACAGUGGCCUGGCGAGGACCUGACGGGAUGCUACGACCUGCCGGAGGACUACAUCAUGUGGGAGGACGCCUGGGCCAUCGGACCCGUGGCCAUCGCCUGCAUGGGCUUUAUCUGCACCUUGCUGGUGGCCGGCGUCUUCAUCCGCCACAACAACACGCCGCUGGUGAAAGCCUCGGGCCGCGAGCUCUGUUACAUCCUGCUGUCGGGCGUCCUCAUGUCUUACGGCAUGACCUUCUUCUUCAUCGCCAAGCCGUCACCAGCCGUGUGCGCACUCCGCCGUCUGGGGCUGGGCACCUCCUUCGCCGUGUGCUACUCAGCACUGCUGACCAAGACCAACCGCAUCGCGCGCAUUUUCGGCGGGGUCAAGGACGGGGCCCAGCGGCCACGCUGCAUCAGCCCGAGCUCUCAGGUCUUCAUCUGCCUGAGCCUGAUCUCCGUGCAGCUGCUCGCCGCUGCAGUCUGGCUGCUGCUGGAGGCGCCGGGCACCCGCCGCUUCACCCUGCCCGAGAAGCGAGAGACGGUCGUGCUCAAGUGCAACGUGCGGGACUCCAGCAUGCUGCUCUCCCUGUCCUAUGACGUCGUGCUGGUUGUCCUGUGUACCGUGUACGCCUUCAAGACCAGGAAGUGUCCAGAGAACUUCAACGAGGCCAAGUUCAUUGGUUUCACCAUGUACACCACCUGCAUCAUCUGGCUCGCCUUCCUGCCCAUCUUUUACGUGACCUCCAGCGAUUACAGAGUGCAGACCACCACCCUGUGCAUAUCGGUCAGCCUGAGCGGCUUUGUGGUUCUGGGAUGCAUGUUUGCCCCCAAGGUUCACAUCAUCCUGUUCCAGCCACAGAAGAACGUGACGAGUCAUCGGCUCAACCUGAACCGGUUCAGCGUCAGUGGAACCGCCACCACAUACUCACAUGGGUCGCGGUGAUCUGGAGCCUAUCCCGGGAAAC
This is a messenger RNA of Scleropages formosus (Asian bonytongue), 2411 nucleotides long. RefSeq names its product metabotropic glutamate receptor 3-like. Gene Ontology annotation, biological process: G protein-coupled receptor signaling pathway. Gene Ontology annotation, molecular function: G protein-coupled receptor activity. Lineage: Eukaryota; Metazoa; Chordata; Actinopteri; Osteoglossiformes; Osteoglossidae. The coding region runs from base 35 to 2389 and encodes 784 amino acids. The transcript is spliced from 5 exons. The record is from RefSeq and is a predicted model, not a curated record. Gene Ontology annotation, cellular component: membrane.